CAUCACAAACGUGAUAUUGCAUUUUAUAUCACUCGAGAUUAUAAGUUUCGCCAUUUUGUGGAUAUCGUUCAAUAUCGUUGUACUACCGCAAUGUCUUUUACGGGAAAAGUUGUUCUAAUAACAGGAGCCAGUUCAGGAAUUGGAGCUGAAACAGCUAUUCAACUGGCUCAGCUUGGUGCAUCGUUAUCGAUAACAGGGCGUAAUAAGCACAAUUUAGACAAGGUAGCUGAACAAUGUGGACAACCUAAACCGUUUAUUAUAACGGGAGAUCUAGCCAAUGAGAAUGAUGUGAAAAAUAUUAUCGACUCGACAAUCAAGCAUUAUGGCAAAUUAGAUGUUUUAGUCAAUAACGCUGCAAUUGUAGAAUUCGGUAGUAUAGAAACUCCAAGCUUAGAACAAUACGACAAUACUUUCAAUGUAAAUGUUCGAUCAGUAUUUCAAUUGACUACACUAGCAGUGCCACAUUUAAUCAAAACGAAAGGCAACAUUGUAAAUGUUUCAAGCGUCGCUGGAUUACGACCACAGAAGAAUAAUCUGCCAUACUGCAUGAGUAAGGCGGCUCUGGAUCAAUUUACUCGUUGCGUUGCUUUAGAAUUGCAUCACGACAGGUGCAUGUCUUUUGCGGGAAAAGUUGUUCUGAUAACAGGGGCCAGUUCAGGAAUUGGAGCUGAAACAGCUAUUCAACUGGCUCAGCUUGGUGCAUCGUUAUCGAUAACAGGACGUAAUAAACACAAUUUAGAAAAGGUAGCCGAACAAUGUGGACAACCUAAACCGUUUAUUAUAACGGGAGAUCUAGCCAAUGAGAAUGAUGUGAAAAAUAUUAUCGAUUCGACGAUCAAGCAUUAUGGCAAAUUAGAUGUUUUAAUUAAUAACGCUGGAAUUGUAGGAUUCGGUAAUAUAGAAACUCCAAGCUUGGAACAGUACGACAAUAUUAUGAACGUAAAUGUUCGCUCGGUAUUCCAAUUGACAGCACUGGCAGUACCACAUUUAACCAAAACGAAAGGUAAUAUUGUAAAUGUUUCAAGCGUAGCUGGAUUACGACCCCUCAGGAAUAGUUUGUCAUAUUGCAUGAGUAAGGCGGCUCUGGAUCAAUUUACGCGUUGCGUUGCUUUAGAAUUGGCAUCACGACAGGUGCGUGUGAAUUCCGUAAAUCCUGGCGCUGUAGAAACAAAUAUCCUUCUAAACACUGGACUGAGCCAAGAACAGAUUAAAAUCCGAUACGAGCAGUUGAAAAGGAUGCAUGCUUUAGAAAGAAACGGCGACUCUUCGGAAAUUGGAAAAACCAUUGCAUUUCUAGCAAGUGACGAUGCUAGUUUUAUGACAGGGGUGACAUUGCUUGUAGAUGGAGGUUUGCAUAUUGUGCCUCCCGGGGAUGUUGCGAUACACUAAAAUGAUACGCCAUAACAUAGGGCGCAAAAUUUAAAUAGACACCAAUAAUUUUUAGAGCGUCCAUGUAUACUAAACAUAUGUAUUCUCGAAAUAUUGUCAAAAGCUGAGAUCAGUAAAUGUAAUUUUACGUUGUAAUAAUUACAAAAUAUAUAUUAUUA
This is a messenger RNA of Trachymyrmex cornetzi, 1547 nucleotides long. Its product is annotated as 3-oxoacyl-[acyl-carrier-protein] reductase FabG-like. Lineage: Eukaryota; Metazoa; Arthropoda; Insecta; Hymenoptera; Formicidae. The record is from RefSeq and is a predicted model, not a curated record. Gene Ontology annotation, molecular function: oxidoreductase activity.